Molecule: messenger RNA, 903 nt
Organism: Caenorhabditis briggsae
Lineage: Eukaryota; Metazoa; Nematoda; Chromadorea; Rhabditida; Rhabditidae
Exons: 2
Coding region: 1-903 (300 amino acids)
Molecular function (GO): structural constituent of cuticle
Source: RefSeq, a predicted model, not a curated record
AUGGAUUCUCCAACUGAUCUUCGCCUCAAAGCUUAUCGUCUUAUUGCCUAUUCGGCAGUCGGGUUCUCAGUGACUGCUGCAGUUGGCUUGUGCUUGACUCUUCCACUGAUCUUCACCUAUGUUGAGAACACAAAGACUCUUUUACAUCGCGAGUCUUUGUAUUGCAAGAACUCGGUGCAAGACAUGUGGUCGCAGAUGAACAACGAUGUUGCUGUGAACAGAACAGUGAGACAGGCUGGAUAUUCAUCUGGAGGUGGAGCUGACGCUGGAGCAGCUGCUGGAGGAGGUGGCGGAUGCUCCGGAUGCUGCAACCCUGGACCACCAGGAGUUGGAGGAGCCCCAGGAAAGCCUGGUAAACCAGGAAAACCAGGAGCACCAGGAGCUCCAGGAGCACCAGGAAAGGGAGCCUCCGCACCAUGCGAAGCCAAGACACCACCACCAUGCCAACCAUGCCCAGCCGGACCACCUGGACCACCAGGACCAGACGGACCAGCCGGAGAAGCCGGACCAGCAGGAGAGGCCGGAGCACCAGCAGUCCCAUCACCACCAGGACCUCCAGGACCACCAGGACCACCAGGAAACCCAGGAGUCGAUGGAGGAGCCGGAACACCAGGACCAGACGGAGCAGCUGGAGAGAGCACCUAUCCAGAGCCAGCUGGACCAGGACCAGCCGGACCACCAGGACCACCAGGACCACCAGGACCAGACGGAGCAAGCCCAACUGCCGCACCAGGAGAGGCCGGACCAAGGGACCACCAGGACCCAUCGGAGCUCCGGAGCCCGAUGGAACCCAUGACCACCAGACCACCUGGAAAGGCCGGAAGCGAAGGAGAGAAGGGAAUCUGCCCCAAGUACUGCGCCAUCGACGGAGGAAUCUUCUUCGAGGACGGAACUCGGCGCUAA